CAGUGAUCAAAAAAGUUUUUGAAAAAUUUAACAGUGUAAAAUCACAGAGUCUUAUGUCAACAAAAACAUUAACAACAAAAAAUAGAUCUACAACAUCACAAUCUAACAACUUGUCUACAGGAACAUCAUUACAAAUAAUAAUGUCAUUGAAUGAAGAAAACUUAUCAGAUAUUGUGGUUGAAAUUUGUAAACUAGAAUCUGAAGUUCAAAGACAGUUUUCACAAAUUGAUACAAAAAAUACUCAGAUUGCUGUUUUAAAUAGUUGGUGUAAAAAGGCAACAGAAUUGAUCAUUAAAGUCAAUCAGUUGUUAAAAAGAUUAGAUGAAUUUUUUGAGAAACAUGUAGAGAACAAAAGAAGUCUAAAAACAUUUUCCAAUAUGCAAUUUUAUUCCGUUAAUAAUCAAGAAUCAGAAAAUGCAUUGUGUUUGAGCAACAUUUGUGAUACAUUUGAGGCAAUUGGCAUUUGUUUGAGUUUGCAAUAUUCAGAUCUAGAAAAGUUUUGGAAAGUAAAUGACAAAAAAUGUGUCAGAAAUGUUCAAAGUUUAUUGCAAAAUCACAAACCCAGUUCUCUUUAUCAUGCAUACAUUACUAAUAUACAAGAAUCUAUGUUCAAGCUUAAAGAAAUUACUAGAAGAAUCAAUUGGGAGGCGGAUACACUAAAUCUUAUGUUAAGAUAUGAAACUGGAAAAUUACAUGACAUUGCUGAUCAACAUGUAAUACUUCAUACAAUGAAGAAGCUUAUUCAGGAAGGACAAAUGGUGCAUUACAACACAUUUUUAGCAUGUGAAAAUGCUGAUAAUCAAACUUGGUAUUUGAAAAAAAAGUUAGAUUAUGCAAACAAAAAAAUUAUUCAUAUUUUGGGAAAUUUUCCUGAAGAUAAAAAAGAAAAAUUGAGGUGCUUACUACAUCUUAAACAAGCAAUUAGUUCACAUAAUGCUGAAGAGACUGUUUUAUGUGAAAACUAUUUGCAAUACAAAAUGGAGAAAAUGGAUAAACAGAAUGCAAUUCUAAAUAUGGAAAAUAAAUACCAUAUGAUUGAAAAAUUUGAAGAGACAGUGUUGUUAAAGCAAGGUAUUAUUAAAAAGAUUAUUCAAAGUAUUGGUCUAGGAAAAUCGAAACUUAAACACCAACAAGUUGAUUUGAUAAAUGAAACCCAGAAAAAAAUUAUUAUGAUGAAGAAUGAGUUUGAACAUCACCUGAAUAAAUUUCAAGAGUUACAAAGACAAGAGCUGGAUUUAUUCUUAAAAAUUAGUAUGAAAAACUUGCAGUUUUCUAAAUCGGGUGAUAAAAAAGUUGUGAAUCUUUCUAUUCAUCGAUUAAAUCCACAGUUCAAGCAGCCUUGCGAUGUUCUGUUAAAAAGUAUAUUUACAACUUAUAAUAUGCCUCCCUAUUGUUCUCCUGAUUGUAUUUUGGAAAACAUUUUAAAGUCAACUAAAAAAGAGUUGUAUCCAAUGGACAUUUUUUUAUUGAAAGAUUUAUUCAAAGACUUUAAUGAUGUAAUCAAAAAACUAAUGAUGUAUCAAAGAAAUUCCACUGCACUCUCAUCUCUUAAUCUAAGCCUAGAAAAAGGAAAACAAAUCACUAAAGAUUGCUCAGUAUUUGAAAAUGCAGUUUAUUCAUGGUGGUAUCAACCUGGUCAAGAACUUGUUCCUUGGAUUCGAGAAGACGGAUUUAAUUUAAAUUAUUACAUCAGUAGAUUUAUUGAAAAUGUUGCAAAGUGUAAAAAUAAUUUGUAGUGAAUUGAAAUUAAAAAUGAUAUAAUAAAUCUAUAAAGUGGUAUUGUAAAAUGAAAUUAUGUGCGUGGAUUUAAUGAUAAUAAUGUAUUAGUGGUGACACUAAGAACAACGUA
Hydra vulgaris (swiftwater hydra) is the source of this 1849-nucleotide messenger RNA. RefSeq lists its product as uncharacterized. NCBI's taxonomy places the organism in Eukaryota, Metazoa, Cnidaria, Hydrozoa, Anthoathecata, Hydridae. Gene Ontology annotation, biological process: centrosome cycle; spindle assembly. Gene Ontology annotation, cellular component: HAUS complex; centrosome. The record is from RefSeq and is a predicted model, not a curated record.